Cornus florida is the source of this 3779-nucleotide messenger RNA. Its product is annotated as serine/threonine-protein kinase Nek5-like. The transcript has 16 exons. Gene Ontology annotation, cellular component: cortical microtubule. Gene Ontology annotation, molecular function: ATP binding; protein kinase activity. Gene Ontology annotation, biological process: microtubule-based process; protein phosphorylation. The coding region runs from base 462 to 3329 and encodes 955 amino acids. The record is from RefSeq and is a predicted model, not a curated record. Lineage: Eukaryota; Viridiplantae; Streptophyta; Magnoliopsida; Cornales; Cornaceae.
CACACAAAAAGAGUUCUUUUUGUUGCUUCGUGAAUUUCGUCUUUGGUAAAGAGAGAACAGUAGAGAGAGCGCAAGGAUCAACAUGAGUUCAAAAGAGGAACAGAAAUGGAUACACAGCGAAUCCAAUUUGUGUUGUUGAAUCUGAAUGCGGUGCUGAUUUAUUUGCUGAGCAAGAAUUCGAGCAUUUGGAGAUGGAAUCAGAGAACACUCGACGAAUCAGAAGGUGUUAGGUCAUAUACAUAUAUAUGUGUGUAAAUGUAUGUAUAUAUGGAUGAGAGUUCUUCGAAGAAGUACUUGGAGAUCAAAUAAUUAGGGCAUUGUUUACACUAAUCUUGAGUGAAAAAAGUAUGUGAAGGUAACAAUAUAGCAUUGAUUGAUUGGAGCUUAUACGAACAACAAGCUCUACAUUGUUUGUGUAUAUAUAAAUACAUACACACUGGAGUAAUUUUGGAUCGAGAUUCAUGGAGUCUCGAAUGGAUCAGUAUGAGAUCAUGGAGCAGAUUGGCCGGGGAGCAUUCGGAGCUGCCAUUCUCGUCAAUCACAAGUUAGAAAAGAAGAAGUAUGUUCUAAAGAAGAUUCGUCUUGCUCGGCAGACAGAACGUUGUAGGAGAUCUGCUCAUCAAGAGAUGGCUCUGAUUGCGCGAAUUCAACAUCCAUACAUCGUUGAAUUUAAGGAAGCGUGGGUAGAAAAGGGCUGCUAUGUUUGUAUUGUUACUGGAUACUGUGAAGGUGGAGACAUGGCUCAAUUGAUGAAAAGAUCGAAUGGGCAAUAUUUUCCUGAGGAGAAACUUUGCAAGUGGUUUGCUCAACUACUAUUGGCGGUUGAAUAUCUGCAUUCAAAAUUUGUUCUUCAUCGAGACCUUAAAUGUUCAAACAUCUUUCUUACCAAAGAUCAAGAUAUUCGCCUUGGGGAUUUUGGACUUGCCAAAACAUUGAAGGCAGAUGACUUGGCUUCUUCGGUGGUUGGAACUCCUAAUUACAUGUGUCCUGAACUUCUUGCAGACAUUCCUUAUGGUUUCAAAUCGGAUAUUUGGUCCCUAGGUUGUUGUGUGUAUGAGAUGGCUGCUCAUCGCCCUGCAUUUAAAGCUUUUGACAUGGCAGGGUUGAUAAGUAAGAUAAACCGAUCAUCCAUUGGUCCUUUGCCUUCCUGCUAUUCCCCCUCCUUGAAAACACUUAUCAAGGGCAUGCUAAGAAAGAGCCCCGAACACCGUCCAAGUGCAUCCGAUAUCCUAAAGCACCCAUAUUUGCAGCCUUAUGUUGACCAAUACCGCCCAUCCUUUGACCCUCCCAUUGCCUUCCCAGAGAAGCCACUUUCUACUCGUUAUACUAGGAAGAAUAUGGCUGGAAGGCAAAGCAGUAACAGUUCUUGCAGUGAUAAAGAUAGUUUUAUUUCGAGUGAGAAAAGCAUCCCAGCCAUAGAAGUCAAUAUUGAUAACAAAGGCAGCGAUACAGAUUUAGGUUCUUUUGAUGAUGAGGUUGGCUGUGAGCAGCUCCUGCCAAGUGAUGAACAAAAUGGCACUGACAUGUGCAGUUUCAAAGUUGACGAACAGGAGGUGACGAAACCCUUCGAUGAUGAGCGUAGAUCCACUGUUGAAGCCAAGCAACCAAAAACCAUAAAAAACAUUAUGGUGGCUUUGAAAGAAAGAAAAAAUAGAGAAAACCCUGCAAAGGCUGGGGGUGCAUGGAUUCAGAGGACUAAUACAGAAGCAUCAUCUAAAAUCCCCAAACCAAGUCCAGUCUCUCCAAGUUUCAAUGCUAAUGCAGAGGCACCACCUGCUGCGCCAGCAAAGGCACACUCUGAUUCUGCAAAACAGCUACCUAUUAUUGAUUCCUCUUCAAAGUCAAAACCUAGACAUGAUGGAAUCCCUCUCUCUGGUUCCACAAGGCAUGUAGCUGAAGAUGGACUUCCUGCCAGGUUAAGACAAAAAACACCGCCUAAUUUUGUCAGACGAUCAUCAUUUCCAGGACGGAUGAAGCAAAGGGGUCUUGACUCUCCAAAUACCAUGAGCAACACUGCGAAGGAAUCUCAAAAGGCUCUAGGGGGAGCUUCCAAAGGAAUGCAAACAAAUAGCAGCAAUUCUGUCUCGUCUUCAAUGUCAAUUCAAAAAUCUGAGCUUUCUGAUGAUGCAAUAACUCCAUUUAUCUAUUCGAUAGAACAGACAAUUCCUGAUCAUGAGAGAGUUGCCAAAACUGAAAGCUUAGAAUCACAUCGAUGCAGCUGCUCGGUUGCAUCCCCAUUGCAAACUGAAAUAGCUGAAAAUUUGUCAAGGGAAAACAAUGGACAUGACAAUAAAUCAGUACCAUGCUCAUUUGAUACAUCUGGGGUUCACCUAGAUCUUCAGAAUAUUGCUGCUGGUGCUGAAAAAGGGAGUUUGAAUGUACCUCUGGAGGUCUCAAUAUCUCAUUCUGAAGAAAUAUUUGUUUCUAAAGCUGAUACCCCUCCAACCAGGCCGAGUGGUGGGCCUGAUGUAGUACCCCAGUUGAACCUCUCUUCUACAUCCAGUGGCGGUGACAAGUUUACUGUAAGGGAACUUCUGCCAUCACUAGCAGACACUACCUCUUCCCCUGCUCCUCCCAUUUCAUCUAUCCAAAAAAAUGUUCUGCCAGACAAAGGAAAUGUUUUGCAAAAGCCAACAAUUGAAAAUCCAGCCGCUGCACAUCUUCCUCCAGCUUUUGAUGAUGUAAUACAUGUUAUACGGCACAGUAGUUUUAGAGUCGGGAGUGAGCAGCCAGUGGUAAAGGGUGUGGAAAACAUCGGUGUUGGGAAGCUGAUAAAUGUAGUUAGGGACGAGCUGGAUACAAAAAGCCUAACCACUACUGCAUCUCAAGAAUCAUCUAGUUACUCUGAAACCAGGACUCUGAAAUCAAAAUUUUCUGACAAUCCAGGCAUUGAGGAAUUGGGCGUUGGGAAGCUGAUAAAUGUAGUUAGAGAUGAGCCGGAAACAAAAACCCUAACCACCACUGAUACCAUGACUCCUAAAUCAAAUCUCCCUGACAAUGCUGGUAUUAAGGAAUUGGAUGUAAGAACACCCACCUCUUCAAUUACAAAAUCUGAUUCCCCUGAGCCAGCAAAACCUAACCCUUCUGUAACGCAAGAGGAACCAACAGCUAAGGAAACUUUGGAUGUAACCUCUUUUAGGCAGAGGGCAGAGGCCCUUGAAGGACUAUUAGAAUUGUCUGCCGACCUGCUUCAGCAUAACAGGUUGGAAGAGCUUUCAGUUGUUUUAAAGCCCUUUGGAAAAGAUAAGGUUUCCCCAAGGGAGACGGCUAUCUGGCUGGCAAAAAGUCUCAAAGGAAUGAUGCUCGAGGACUGUGGGCGGAGUUCAUGAAUCAUUAUAUUCAAUGGAGAACACUUGGAAACACACAAAUGCGAAGUUAAGAUGGUAUGGUCUUGAUUUGACUGUCAGGUUAUGGAAAAUUUACUUAGGAUUUGCAUAUCAGCACGCUUCAUUUAUCAACUUUGUUCGUGCGCUUUGGCUGUUAGAUUGGGUAGGUAUCGAAUAGAACAUGCUGAGCCAAAUCUUCUUCAUGUAAAACCUGCUUGAUUUAGAUCGAUAUGCAUGCCAGAUAUCACAUUGAUAGGACAUUUAUGAGUUGCCAUGAUCUGCAUUAACUCGCAAUUCUUAGUAUUUUUCUUAAUAUCUGAUCAACUUGAAAGUUGUAAGCAUGAUGAGCAUGAGACACAAACUUAAUACCUGCUUGGUUUGUAUUGUGAAUAUGAUUCAGAAAGUCUUGCCAUAUUUAAUGCGAUGCAUAUGUAGUUGUUUCCCAUUUUUUUA